AUGCGAGGGCUUAUGCCGCUCGCACUGUCCCCAGCUGGUUCGGCAGAAUCUAGCCCCUCGACACCAGGAGAGCAGAUCGGAAUCAUGGUGGACGACUACUUCCCAGAGAUACUCGCCAAAGAUCUACAGCGGUCAAACUCGACGUCCGGAUACCGACUCAGCGGGCGUGAACUCCCACGCACAGCAAGCCCUGCCAGUGACUGUGGACCCUCUUCAACCAUGUCUGGGGCUCAUCGCUCUGUCAGUUCGCCUUAUCACGGCGUCUCUGGAGCGAGGCGGUGCCUUGGCCCUAUUCAGGAGCGCAACUCGGUCGUAUCCUUCCUCGAGCAGCAAAAUCACCAUCAUCAGCAGCAGCACUCCGCUUUAGACGAGGACUCGAGCGACGAGGACUCCUUUACUGACUUUUCCGCAUCAAAAGACCCAGUCGUCCGCGCCUUGAGCUUCCGGGAGCAGUCCAUCAUCACAGCUGCCACGUCGUUGGCGUCCUCGACCUGGGUACCGUCCCCCAGCACGCCUCCAUGCCGCAUGGGCAGAGGACAAAGUUGGAUUGAAGCGGACUCGGAAGACGAAGGUGUACCAGUCGACGAGACGAACGAGGAUCAAAUGCCAGGUCUCUCGCCAAGGCCACCUUCGCCCCCAGCUUCCAACAGCAGUGUUGGCUCAGCGGCCGAGAUGCCCGAUGUAGCGCGCCGAGCACCGCCACGUAGAGGACACCGAAAGUCAUACUCUAUUGGGGGAUUAGCAGCACCGCGCCGAAGGCCUUCUGCUCGCCGACCGGAUGAAUCACAGAGAGCUGGUGCUUCAUCACCUGCCCCUGACAUCCCUCGCCACGCCACUCAGACUCGCUCGAAAUCGACGUCCCCGGCGAUCCACCGACAGCGAGCGUCCAGUUUGCAGACGAGCCGUCAUGAUGGCUUCACAGCUCCUGCUCCGCACUCGCGACACAAGGACACCAUCGCUGCGUCACCGUCCGAUUCUCACUUCUUACAUCGACCUACCCAUGCCGAGGAGGACGAUGAUUUGUUCAGUGACGAGGAUGUCCCACGACCGAAACGCAGCCGCACGACCAACACAGUCUUCAUCCGCCCCUCACCUCCCCCAUCUCCUCUCCCCAGCGUGCAAUCAUGGCUCAACGGGAGCACACAGCCCUACACUGCACCAACCCCUGGCGACGAUCUACCAAAGGCUGUUCCCCUACCACCCAAUGUCGUUGAAACCCUCAGGGUAUCCAUUGCUUGCUUCCCAGAGACAAUGCUCCUCACCGAUAGUCUCACUGUGGAAACUAUCCGUAACUACGCCAAAAAGGUCCGCCAGCCCACCAGCGACGCCCUACUCAGCAACCUACAACCCGACUCACCCAACGGAGCGCCUCGCAAGUCGUUGUGGAAACGAGCCAUGUCAUACAAACGCUCCGCGGCAGCCCAGCUCCACCAGAAUCCGCGAUCGUCCAACUCGGGGGCCACAAAUCUCAAGUCACCCAGCACAGCAACCCUGGAGAACCAUGCGCCCAAGACCUGGACGCCCUUGAAACACGUAUUUGGCUGCUGCUCUGACUACAUCCUCGAUGCGCUCUGGGCACACGUUGUCGCCUACAACUGCAUCUCAGCCCUCGUGCCCCGUCUCCCCGCGGGUCGCGCACACAACCGGCUCAGCAGGCCGCCCACGUCCCACGACAAGGAGGAGAUCCCCAAGAAGGCCGCCUCCCUCCUCGGACUCGCUGCGUCUCCGGACAACUUUACGCGAAAAUUCACUUCGCAAUUGCCCUGGGGUCUCAACAAGGAGACCAUGGUGACGGAGCAAUCUGCCAAGUCGAUCAACUACGAUAAUACCACGAGAGAUAUACAAGCCGGUCUUAUGAGGUGCAUCAUGCGCCUGAUCGCGACGGCGAGACUCAUGUCUGAGAACGGAUCUACAGAGGACAGGUCCGUGGAGGUGGAAACGGGUAAUGUGGACGUGCUGUUUACAAGAUCGCUCUGCGAGAUUGUGCGCAUAGCCGAAGAUAACGCAUGA
Molecule: messenger RNA, 2010 nt
Organism: Emericellopsis atlantica
Lineage: Eukaryota; Fungi; Ascomycota; Sordariomycetes; Hypocreales; Bionectriaceae
Exons: 1
Coding region: 1-2010 (669 amino acids)
Source: RefSeq, a predicted model, not a curated record